AUGGAUGGGUUCGACGAUGUGGGCGUGUUCUUUUCCGACAACUUCGAUCGCGAUCAGGGACAAAACCCGGAUCAGAUCAACCUGCAGCAAGUGAAAAACAAGUUCCGUGAAUUCAUCCGCACAUUCUGCGAGGCAAACUUUUCCUACAAAUAUCGUGAUACCCUGAAGCGGAACUACCUUCUCGGACGUUUCUAUCUGGAGGUGGACAUUGAAGAUUUGGCCGGAUUCGACGAAUCACUGGCCGAUAAGCUGUACAAACAGCCGACUGAGCAUUUGCAAAUCUUUGAGGAAGCCGCGCGAGAGGUGGCCGAUGAAAUCACUUCCCCCCGGCCGGACGGCGAAGAGCUGAUACACGAUAUCCAGGUGCUGGUAAAUUCCCGGGCCAAUCCGAGCAAUAUUCGCGAGCUCAAGUCGGAGAGUGUAUCGCGGUUGGUGAAGGUUGCCGGCAUCAUUAUUUCGGCGUCGGGUAUUAAAGCGAAAGCGACGCGCAUUUCAAUCCAGUGCCGCACGUGCAGCAAUGUCAUCCCGAACCUACCGGUCAAUCCGGGGCUCGAAGGGUACCAGUUGCCACGCAAGUGCACCACGGAGCAGGCAGGUCGCCCAAAGUGUCCGCUCGAUCCGUACUUCAUCAUGCCGGACAAGUGCCGGUGCGUUGACUUCCAAGUACUCAAGCUUCAGGAGCUGCCCGAUUUCAUUCCGCAGGGCGAGAUACCGCGCCACAUGCAACUGUUUUGUGACCGGAGUCUGUGCGAGCGCGUGGUGCCCGGUAAUCGGGUGCUGAUUCAUGGCAUCUUUUCGAUCCGUAAGAUUGCCCGGCAGGGAAAGCAGGACGGCCGCGAACGGGCCAUCGUCGGUGUGCGGGCACCGUACAUGCGAGUCGUCGGUAUCACGGUCGACACGGAGGGUGUUGGAGCGAUUUCGCGCUUCAACAACAUCACCACCGAGGAAGAGUCGACGUUCCGCAAGCUGGCUGCGAAUCCGAACAUUUUCGACACACUGGCGGACAGUUUGGCACCGAGUAUUUUCGGCUCGAAGGACAUCAAAAAGGCGAUCACGUGUUUGCUGUUUGGUGGAUCGCGGAAGCGCAUGCCCGAUGGCUUGACGCGGCGCGGGGACAUCAACAUCCUGCUGCUCGGUGAUCCCGGUACGGCCAAGUCGCAGUUGCUGAAGUUUGUCGAGAAAGUGGCACCGAUAGCGGUGUACACCUCCGGGAAAGGUUCCAGUGCGGCCGGCUUAACGGCAUCGGUAAUUCGUGAUCCGGCAUCCCGGAAUUUCAUCAUGGAGGGCGGUGCGAUGGUGCUGGCCGACGGUGGUGUGGUCUGUAUCGAUGAGUUCGACAAAAUGAAGGAAGACGAUCGCGUGGCGAUCCACGAAGCGAUGGAACAGCAGACGAUAUCGAUCGCAAAGGCGGGCAUUACGACAACGCUAAACUCGCGCUGCUCCGUACUGGCGGCUGCGAACUCGAUCUUUGGCCGCUGGGAUGAUACGAAGGGGGACGAGAAUAUUGAUUUUAUGCCGACCAUUCUGUCACGUUUCGAUAUGAUCUUCAUCGUGAAGGACGAGCACGAUCAGAAGCGGGACAUAAUCCUGGCCAAGCACGUCAUGAGUGUGCACAUGAACGCCUCGAAAGCGACAUCGGAACCGAAGGAGGGCGAAAUUCCGUUGGCCACGCUGAAGAAGUACAUCCACUACUGUCGCAUGCACUGCGGACCGAGGCUGAAUGAGCCGGCCGCCGAGAAGCUGAAGAGUCAGUACGUGCAGCUGCGUACGGGUGUCGGUGAGCACGAGCGGGCCACCGAUAAGCGGCUGUCGAUUCCGAUUACGGUGCGCCAGCUGGAGGCCAUCAUCCGUAUUUCGGAGUCACUGGCCAAGAUGCAACUGCAACCGUUCGCGACCGAAGCGCACGUCAAUGAAGCGCUGCGGUUGUUCAAAGUGUCGACGAUGGCUGCCGCCAACAGUGGUUCCCUGGCUGGGGUCGAAGGUUUUACGACGGAGGAGGACACGGAAAUCUUGAAUCGCAUCGAGAAGCAGCUGAAGCGCCGUUUCGCCAUCGGAUCGCAGGUAUCGGAGCAGAACAUCAUCCAGGACUUUGCGCGCCAAAAGUACCCCGAAAGUGCCGUCCUGAAGGUAAUUCACACGCUGAUCCGGCGCGGCGAUCUCCAACACCGGAUGCAGCGGAAGAUGCUCUAUCGGCUUUCCUAA
Messenger RNA from Anopheles cruzii, 2202 nucleotides. It is a transcript of the gene Mcm5, whose product is annotated as DNA replication licensing factor Mcm5. Lineage: Eukaryota; Metazoa; Arthropoda; Insecta; Diptera; Culicidae. Gene Ontology annotation, biological process: double-strand break repair via break-induced replication; DNA replication; DNA replication initiation. The transcript is spliced from 2 exons. The record is from RefSeq and is a predicted model, not a curated record. The coding region runs from base 1 to 2202 and encodes 733 amino acids. Gene Ontology annotation, cellular component: nucleus; MCM complex. Gene Ontology annotation, molecular function: single-stranded DNA helicase activity; DNA replication origin binding; ATP binding.